UCUAGUUUGAUCACCGCGCGCUGUUGACAGUCGGGUUCACGAGAGCUCGUGUUUGGUGGACAUUUAACGGCAUUAAGCGGCAGCGGGCUGUCGUUUUUCAGUUACCGGGUGGUCGGUAUGUGUUUCCGCGGGGUUGUCCGUUUAAACUCAGUCCAUCCUAAGCGCCAGUAAUGUCGCUACGAGCUCGUGAGGGGGCCGUUUGUCAUUCUGACUUAGCUUGGGCUCGCUUAGCCGCCACAGGCUAGUUAAGGCUAGUUAAUUAAGCGAUAUUGUGUCACAACAAUUCAGUGUAAAUCAUCGAAAACGCCACGACGCGCGUCCUGACGCAUCUCACGCCUGCUGUAUUCCACCGGAUUGAAUGAACGCAAAGGAUUAAACGCAGGUGGUGCUGUGAGAACAUUGUGAAGGAUGCAGGAGCUCUGAAAACACACAUGCUUUACCAUGAUGUCCCCUUCACCCUCGUCUCAGCUAUAGGAGAGCUUUAACCCCUCAACACACACACAUCACUACAACUCAAGGUGUGUCAGCGUGCUGUGUUUUCUGAGGGAAGAUGUCAUUGGUCUUCCCCUCCGACGGGAUGGAGGGGGGCGACAUCCUGCCCGCUGACGGUCCAACAAACACCCGUGGUAAAAGCAGCCCAUCUGCACCUGCUAAAGACACCAACACAGACGGCCCAGAACCUGACGAGAACCUUUCACAGGACGCACAGAAACGAUGUCAGAAUCACGGACACACUAGGAAACGAGCCAAGUCUAAUGCGAAGCUGAAGCUGGUGAGAAGUCUGGCAGUAUGUGAGGAGUCCUGCGGUCCGUUUUCAACAGAUGGAUUUCCAGAAUCACAGGACAUUAUUCAGCUUCACAUCAGCUGUCCGUCAGAUAAAGAGGAAGAGAAGUCCUCAAAAGAUGAGUAUGAGAAUGAAGAGCGAGAGAAAAAAGAUAAAACGCCGCGCAAGAUGCUUUCCCGUGACUCUAGUCAGGAAUACACAGAUUCUACAGGCAUUGAUGUGCAUGAGUUUCUGGUCAACACGCUAAAGAACAACCCCAGAGACAGAAUGAUGCUGCUGAAGCUGGAACAAGAUAUACUGGAGUUCAUUAAUGAUGAGAAUAAUCAAUAUAAGAAGUUCCCUCAGAUGACCUCAUAUCACCGCAUGCUCCUGCAUCGAGUCGCCGCCUAUUUCGGGAUGGAUCACAACGUGGACCAGACAGGCAAAGCCGUCAUCAUCAACAAGACCAGCAACACACGCAUACCCGAGCAGAGGUUUUCUGAACAUAUUAAAGACGAGAGGAACGUGGAUUUCCAGAAAAAGUUCAUUCUGAAGCGAGAUGAUGCCAGCAUGGAUAAAGAUGAUAAUCAGAUCCGAGUGCCGCUUCAGGACGGCCGUCGCAGUAAAUCCAUCGAGGAGCGAGAGGAAGAGUACCAGCGUGUCAGAGAUCGCAUUUUUGCACGAGAGUCCUCACAGAACGGAUACAUGAAUGAUAACAGCCGCUGUUUUCUUCAAUGUGACCUCUACAGACUGUCCACUGAAGGCUACUCCUCAUCCUCACAAAAGAGGAGACAGAUAUUUAGGGGUAACAGGGAGAGCUCCAGCCGGGCAUCCAGCAGUCGUCAGAGCAGCACAGAUUCGGACAUGAAGAGUCUGGAGCCGCGGCCGUGGAGCAGCACCGACUCCGACACCUCCAACCGCACGCUGAGGCCUCCGGUCACCAAAGCCAGCAGUUUCAGUGGAAUCUCAAUCCUCACCAGAGGAGACAGUCUGGGCAGUCGAGGGUCACAGGGCAGCACCAGGGGCUCCCGUACAGGUCUUCCCACAGAUGUUUGUGCAGCAGUUCAGCCCCUCCAGCAGAGCCGUGGUCUCCUGCCGUGCCCUCCUAACUGCCCCUCCAGUGUCCCUCAGACUCAAAACCAACCGCCCCCACCACCGCAAACUGCCCUGCUGCCCACCCCGACUCACGCUCACACGCAGCACACUAUCAGCGGACACAAUCAUGUGAUGCCUCAGCCGGUGGCGUCUCUGCAGCCGUCUGCGCAGACCGUGUCUUAUUCCAACCCUUCGUGCCCUCAGGUCAUCCUUCCUGUUUCUCCUUCCCAGCAGUACAACAUGGGAGAUGAGUUGACUCAAGGUUUUGGACAGAUGUCUCUCAGUCGUCAGGGCUCCAGUGAGGCCCCGGAGCCGCCCGGCCUGUACCCGCCUCCGCCUGCCGUGCUAUCCCAGCAUCCCCCACCACAGCCCAGCUACAUCAUGCCCCCUCCACCCACUGGAUAUCAGCCUGCUGCCCCCCACCCGCACCCUCCACCACCCCCACCUCCACCCACGCAGCCAAUACUGCAGACAGCUGCACCUGCGCAGAGCUACAUGCAGCCGCCUCCACCCCCUCAGCAGAUCCAGGUGCAGUAUUAUUCUACAGGUGCACAGUAUCCAAAUUCAGGUCAGCAGUACCGCUCCAUAUCUCAUCAGGUGUCGUACCCUACACAGCGCUCUCAGCCUCUGCCUCCAUCAGCACAGCCCUCAGCUCCUAUGCAGCCUAUGAUGACCAAUCAACAGCCUGCGUACCAGAGCAUGAUGGGAGUUCAGCAGCCACAGAGCAGCAGUAUGAUGAACCCACAGCGUGCGGGAAUGAAUGGACAGAUGCAGGGAAUGAUGGUCCAGUAUCCCCCUAUGCCCUCAUAUCAGGUGCCUGUAGCCAAUGAGAGUCAGACUGUAGUCCAGCCGCAGUAUCAACAGUCAGUGAUGGUUCCCACGGGUCAAUCGGUUCAGGGUGCGAUGCCGACCGCUGCACCCAUGCCUGUCUAUUAUGGCGUCCUGACACCCACACAACAAAACAGCACAAGUCCCUCGGUGGGUUACCUGCAGCCCCCCAGUUCAGACCAGUACCAGAUGAGCCAGUCUGCCUCACCCUGUAGCCCUCAGCCAAUACAACAGCAGUAUUCAGGGGUUCCUCCUCCUGGGCCUGGUGUCAUGGUCAUGCAGCUGAGUGUUCCCAAUGGACCGCAGCAGACCCAGAAUCCUCCACUGGUGCAGUGGAACCCCUGUAAAUACUACAGCAUAGAGCAGAGACCCGGCAAACCUGAGCCACAGCUCAGCAGUCCGCUGGCGUCUCCCACUCAAUCUCCCGCUCCGUCUCCCUCGGGCAGUAUGAAUAAUGUGUGUCCGGGUCUCGGACCGCUGCCUCUCAUCUCUCAGUUCCCUCGACCCGGUGGACCAGCACAAGACGGCCGUUAUUCUUUACUUGGACAACCGCUACAGUACAGUCUGUGUCCUCCACCCAUCAUGCACAACCACAGCCAGUCCUAUAACUCUCAUCAGAGUCAAGGUGGAAUGAAACACGGGGCUCGGGGUAAAAGACAAACACUCAAAUCUGCCUCAACUGAUCUAGGAACUACUGAUGUGGUCGUGAGUCGAGUUUUGGAAGUGACCGAUCUCCCCGAGGGAAUUUCUCGUCCUGAGGCGGAGAAGCUCUUUAACCAGCUUUCACUCUGUGGUGCCAAGAUACAGUGGCUCAAAGAUCCACCGUGUUCCCGCGGCCCCGCGACCUCCUCGUGUCCUGGAGGAGGAAGAGGAGGCGGUGCCAACGACCCUGCCAACCUUUACACCGUAGUGGCCGUGUUUCCCAACACGAUGGCCGCCCAAAGCGCCUCCUUUAAACUCAACAACAGCGGCGGGAGUUUGUUUAAAUUGCGCGCAACAAAAAAGAACUACGACUUACGUGUGCUGGAGAGAGCGAGCUCGCAGUGAGUCCGGAGAGAGACGGAGAUUCGGCUCACGGAGAGAGACAGACUGAGCUGAAGAUGUCAAAGGGAUGAGAUGGUUCUCAUAUUCUUUAGGGAUUUUUAAAUUAUUUUAUGUCAUUACCAAAAGAGCACAUAUAACAGAGACGUGUGGCGUGGUACAUGUAUGAUAUGACACGUACACAGACACAUGCAAACGGAGUCGUGUUAAAGGCACAGUUCACUCAAUACUUCUGCUAUCGUUUACUCGUUCAGAUCUGUGUGAGUUUGGUUUAGAGGAGCUUCUGUGAAUUAUGAAAGUAUUUCUCAUGAAUUAUGUUCAAAUCUACUGGACGUCCUUCAUGAGGUGAAGUAAAUGACAGCAGGAUGAGUGAAGUGUUCCUAUAAUAAACUUGACAAAUCCUCCUCUUCCUCUGCAGCCCUUCAUCUGCAUCUCAUCCGUCUCUCUUUCUCCAGCAGACUCUCUCUGUUUCUCUCUCUCUAUCUCUCUUUCUCUCGCCUGCUCACCUUCUUUCUUCCUCCUUCACUUUCUUUCUUUCAUUUCUUGCUUUCUGUUUAGCCUUAACGCUGUUGUGGACUUCUGUAUUGCGCUCUUUAUCCCCCCCUCGCUCAGAUGAAAACUUCUUUUCUCGGUUCAGUAUAUUUAUAUAAGUGAUGUAAGGAUUAUAAGAAAUGAUCUAUAUAUUCAGUGAUUCUUUUCCCGUGGAUAAGUUGAACUCCUUCCUCGUUGUGUUUGCGUUUUUCUUUGAGCUGUGCAGAAAGUAUCGAGGUAUUUAAAAGUGCACAAUGAUUGCGAAUGUCUACUGUAAAUUCCAUUUAAUCUGUUAUUUUUUGUUUGUUUUUAAGAAUAUAAAAGACAACUAAAAGAUA
This is a messenger RNA of Paramisgurnus dabryanus, 4596 nucleotides long. It is a transcript of the gene r3hdm2, whose product is annotated as R3H domain containing 2. NCBI's taxonomy places the organism in Eukaryota, Metazoa, Chordata, Actinopteri, Cypriniformes, Cobitidae. Gene Ontology annotation, molecular function: nucleic acid binding. The record is from RefSeq and is a predicted model, not a curated record.